Phyllopteryx taeniolatus (common seadragon) is the source of this 8115-nucleotide messenger RNA. RefSeq names its product zinc finger, MYND-type containing 11 (gene zmynd11). Lineage: Eukaryota; Metazoa; Chordata; Actinopteri; Syngnathiformes; Syngnathidae. Gene Ontology annotation, biological process: regulation of transcription elongation by RNA polymerase II. Gene Ontology annotation, molecular function: protein binding; transcription corepressor activity; DNA binding. The record is from RefSeq and is a predicted model, not a curated record. Bases 141 to 2234 code for a protein of 697 amino acids. The transcript is spliced from 16 exons.
GCCGGCUGGACACGCACCGCCGCCCCGCAGCCUCGCCUCACUUUGCCCGGUCCGGUGCGGCCGCCACGGGUGUAAAAACCGCACCCCUCGUGGAUCCUCAUCGUUGCCGGUGUGCUGGCGACGCUGUCCCCGUAGUUGAGAUGAAUAAGGAAGUGAUGUCCCGCGUGGAGAAAAAGAGGUUGGCGGAUCCCAAAGUGGUCCAGUAUGUGUGGGCUGCCAUCGAGGUUAUCCGCAACCAGAAGCAAAUUGCCAACAUGGAUCGUAUCUCCAAGUACCUGAGCCGCGUUUUCGGCAUGCAUCCGAAGGAGACAGCCCGACAGCUGAGCCUGGCCGUGAAGGAUGGCCUGGUGGUGGAGACACUCACUGUGGGCUGUAAGGGCUCCAAGGCGGGCAUCGAGCAGGAGGGGUACUGGCUGCCCGGAGACGAGAUGGAGCCUCAAGGGGAGGGAAGCAAGGAGGGGGAGCUGGGUGAAGCCAACAUGUGCUAUCCCGCGUGUCCUCCUCAGGAGUGGGAGGCCGAGAGCCACGACUGGUACUGUUUCCAGUGCCACCUGCCGGGCGACGUGCUGCCCUGCGACAACUGCUUCCGCGUCUUCCACCUCAAGUGUCUGUCGGAGGACGGCCGGCCCCGCGAUGCCGGCUCUCACUGGCAGUGCGUCUUCUGCAGGGGGAGUAAAAAGAAGAACCUGAGCAAACAGGAGAUGUGCAAAUAUCUGCGCUUCAUUGUCCAGCGGAUGAAGGAGAGGGCGGUGGACCUGAACAAGAAAAGCAAAGACACCAAGCAUCCCAUGUACAGAAGACUUAUCCACACUGCGCUUGACGUCUCCAACAUCCACGAGAAUCUGACUGAGGGGAAGUACAAGAACUUUGAGGACUUCAAAGCCGACGCCCAGCUGAUUGUUCACAACACGGCUAUCUUGUAUGGAGUUCACAGUGACCAGGCAGAGAUCGCCCGUCUCCUUUUCAGCGACACCUGUCAUGAGCUGAAUGAGUUGUUGCUGUGUAAGAACUGUUUCUACCUUUCCAACGCCCGCCCCGACAACUGGUUCUGUUACCCCUGUAGUCCAAGUCACGACCUGGUGUGGGCCAAGAUGAAAGGUUUUGGCUACUGGCCGGCCAAAGUGCUGCAGAAAGAAGACAACCAGGUGGACGUGCGCUUCUUCGGCCACCAGCACCAAAGGGCGUGGAUUCCUUCAGACAACAUCCAGGACAUCAAGGUGAGCGUGCAGCAGCUGCAGGUGAAGCGCAGUAACGGCUGGAAAAAAGCCUGCGACGAACUGGAAGUCUACCAGCGCUUCCUCAAGGAGGGACGAUUCUGGAAAACUAAACUCGAGGAAGGAGGCUGUGACGAAGGAGGUGGAGGCGGCGGUGGACAGAGUCAGAGCCCGAGGAAGUCACAGAAAGACGGCAACCAGCGGACGGACAGGACGCCGAGGACGGUGAAGACGGAAAAGACACAGAUCCCGGACCUGUUGGAGAGAAUGCAGGGGUCGAGGACUGAGAGAACGGACAGGAGCGAAGAAGCCGAGUCAAGCAUCUCUUCCACCAGCAACGAGCAAGUCCGACAGAUGAAAAGCAGCCAGGAGCCAAAAGCCAAGAAAAGCCGACGGACUCAACAAGUGGAGCCCAAAGAAGAAGCCAGUGACCCCGAGCCCGAGAUGGAGGCAGUGAGCUCGAGCCAAGAGAUCCCGGUGUCGUCUGCCCCGCCGCCACCCGAGAAGCAGUCUGUGUCGACGCAGACCAAGAAGGCGAGCGGCGGGUCGCCUCGCACCCUCCACCGCGGGACACAGACCAGCUCAGACGGCACGGCUUGUCAGAACAUGUGUCACGAGAAGUACACCAAGGUCUUCAACGAUGUCAAGGAGAUGAUGAAGGCCGACAACAAGCGCGAGACGGAGCGCGUGGUCCGAGAAGCUCUGGAGAAGCUACGCGGCGAGAUGGAGGAGGAGAAGCAUGAGGCGGUGAGCAAGGCGGUGGGUGCUGCUCAGGCCGAGAUGGACAGGAAGUGCAAGCAGGUGAAGGACAAGUGCAAAGAGGAGCUGGUGGAGGAGGUCAAGAAGCUGGUGGCGCAACACAAACAACUAAUCUCGCAGACCAAGAAGAAACAGUGGUGUUACAACUGUGAGGAGGAGGCCAUGUACCACUGCUGCUGGAACACGUCGUACUGCUCCAUCAAGUGUCAACAGGAGCACUGGCACGCCGACCACAAGCGCACCUGCCGUAGGAAGAGAUGAACUGGACACCCCCCCCCCCCCACACACACACACAGGGGGACCCCCCCCCGCACGCCAUUGGCUCGCACCCCUUCCUCGAACUUCAGUCAGUGUCUGCAACACACACACACACAUCUUGCCUUCCUUUGUGGCUCUGAUGUUUUUCACCUUUUUUUAAUUUUGUAUUAUUUAACGCUGUUUUUAUGUAGUGGCAAUAUUUGUCUUUGUUUCUUGUGUCACAAAAUGUUAUUUAAGUGUGUGCAGUAUUCACGAGCAUUUAAUCUUUUUUAUGACUUUUUUUUUUUUUUUACGCAGCAAACGUGAACAUUGCUUUCAUCGAGAGAAAAGACGAGGUGGUGAAAAAAAAACGUGAAAAAGACAACUAGCGGAUGACAGGCAGGCGGACUCCUUUUUAGCAAUCAAUCCUUCCUACCUAAAAUCCCCCCCAAAAAACGUACUUAUUAUUGGGGACAGGGUCACAGCAUCAUUGCUGACUUAACAAAUUUUCCCUUGUUUUUAAUUAUUCUGCACAGUCGCGGUUUUUUAUUUUUUUUAUUUGCUUUUCAACACUAAAUUGAGUCAUAAAUAUAUAUAUUUUUAAUUGUAACAUGGCUAGGAUUUGUACAAAGGAAACAAGUAGUGCUGAGUGUCAUGCACCUUGGGCAUGAUUUUAAUAAAAAAAAAGAAAAAUCAAGAAUGAAAUAAAAAAAAAAUAUGCGAAUGACAGAUGGACGAUAUCAAAUAAUAUGCAAAUGAAAUGACGCCAUAAGUUUUUUUUUGUUGUUGUUUUUCUCUGUGAUGAAGACGGACGGACUGAACGGAGAGAAAAUAGAAUGAUUUGUUCGUUUGUUAUAGUUUUAUUUUUAAUCAUAUGGAACAUUUGUUAGCCUAAAUUCUCUAAUGCGUGCUCUCUUCUUGCCUGCACUACAUGUAAAUAACAUGUUCCUGCCCCCCGCGUCAUGUAUGAUGUAUUUGACAACCUGAAUGACUUCUUUUUAUCAGCAUGGUGAGUGCACAAGCUGCUUCUCCUCGUUUUCUUCUUGCUUUUACUUUUCUAUUGCUGGGGUUCUCAAACUAGGGGGUACCAGGACCCCCGGAGGUCCACGAGCAAUCAAUGAUGUCGUAUCUUUUACAUACUAAAACACUGACUCCUCCCUACCUUAUAUUUCGGCCAAUUUAAAGCUGUGAUGCUGCUGUGUUUUAUCAUCACAAACAUUGGGCAAAAAAGUAUACUUACUUCCCUCGUUAAACUUUGAUUUUAAUUCUGAAUAGGGAUGGUACGUGAUUCUGGCAGUUUGAUAACCGGGAGCAAAAAUAUUGUGGUGUGUGUGUACGUUUUUAUAUAUAUAUAUAUAUAUAUAUAUAUAUAUAUAUAUAUAUAUAUAUAUAUAUAUAUAUAUAUAUAUAUAUAUAUAUAUAUACAUACACACACACACACACACACACACACACACACAGUGGGUACGGAAAAGUAUUCAGACCCCUUAAUUUUUUCACUUUUUUAAAUUGCAGCCAUUUGCUAAAAUCAUUUAAGUUAAUUUUUUCCCCUCAAUGUACACACAGCACCCCAUAUUGACAGGAAAAAAAACAGGAUUGUUGACAUUUUUGCAGAUUUAUUAAAACUGAAAUGUCACAUGGCUGUAAGUAUUCAGACCCUUUGCUCAGUAUUUAGUAGAAGCCCCCUUUUGAGCUAAUACAGCCGUGAGUCUUUUUGGGAAUGAUGCAACAAGUUUUUCACACCUGGAUUUGGGGAUCCUCUGCCAUUCCUCCUUGCAGAUCCUCUCCAGUUCUGUCAGGUUGGAUGGUGAAUGUUGGUGGGCAGCCAUUUUCAGGUCUCUCCAGAGAUGCUCAAUUGGGUUUAAGUCAGGGCUCUGGCUGGGCCAUUCAAGAACAGUCACGGAGUUGUUCUGAAGCCACUCCUUCGUUAUUUUAGCUGUGUGCUUUUCAAGACAAGGUUUUCGUCCAGGAUAUCCCUGUACUUGGCGCAUUCAUCUUUUCUUCGAUUGCAACCAGUCUCCGUGUCCCUGCAGCUGAAAAACAUCCCCACAACAUAACAUGAUGCUGCCAACACCAUGCUUUACUAUUGGGACUGUAUUGGACAGGUGAUGAGCAGUGCCUGGUUUUCUCCACACAUGCCACUUAGAAUUAAGGCCAACAAUUUUUCUCUUGGUCUCAUCAGACCAGAUAAUCUUAUUUCUCACCAUCUUGGGAGUCCUUCAGGUGUUUUUAUUUAGCAAACUCCAUGCAGGUUGUCAUGUGUCUUGCACUGAGGAGAGGCUUCCGUCGAGCCACUCUGCCAUAAAGGCCCGACUGGUGGAGGGCUGCAGUGAUGGUUGACUUUGUAGAACUUUCUCCAAUCUCCUGACUGCAUUUCUGGAGCUCAGCCACAGUGUUCUUUGGGUUCUUCUUUACCUCUCUCACCAAGGCUCUAUUCCCACGAUUGCUCAGUUUGCUCCCACGAUUGCCGGACGGCCAGCUCUAGGAAGAGUUCUGAUCGUCCAAAACGUCUUCCAUUUCAGGAUUAUGGAGGCCACUGUGCUCUUAGGAACCUAAAGGGCAGCAGAAUAUUUUUUGUAACCUUGGCCAGAUCUGUGGCUUACCACAAUUCUGUCUCUGAGCUCUUCAGGCAGUUCCUUUGACCUCAUGAUUGUCAUUUGCUGUGACAUGCACUGUGAGCUGUAAGGUCCUAUACAGACAGGGGUGUGUGUGGCUUUCCUAAUCAAGUCCCAUCAGUAUAAUCAAACACAGCUGGACUCCAAUGAAGGUUUAGAACCAUUUUAAGGAUGAUCAGAAGAAAUGGACACCCGAGUUAAAUAUGAGUGUCACAUCAAAGGGUCUGAAUACUUAUGGCUGUGUGAUAUUUCAGUUUUUCUUAUUUAAUCAGCAAAAAUUUACACAAUUAAGUUUUUUUUCUGUCAAUAUGGGGUGCUGCGUGUACAUUGAGGGAAAAAAAUUAACUAAAAUGAUGUUAACAAAUGGCUGCAAUAUAACAGGGUGAAGAAUUUAAGGGGGUCUGAAAACUUUCCGUACGCACUGUGCGUGCGUGCGUGUGUGUGUGUGUAUAUAUAUCCCUUUCUUGACUCAUGUGAUCUGAAAUGACAUCCUAUUCUUACUCCCUAGGGUUUACUAUAACAUCGGUCCACCUUUUACAGCUAUAACAGCUUUAACUCUUCUGAGAAGAGUCUCCAUAAGGUUCAGGUGUGUGUGUAGGGAAUUUUUGACCAUUCUUCUAGAAGCGCAUUUGUGAGGUCACACAGUGAUGUUGGGCGACAAGGCCUGGCUCUCAGUCUCCGCUCUAAUUCAUCCCAAAGGUAUUCUAUCAGGUUGAGGUCAGGACUCUGUGCAUGCCAGUCAAGUUCAUCGAUACCAAAUUCCCUUAUCCAUGUCUUUAUGGACCUUCCCUUGUGCAUUGGUGCACAGUCAUGUUGGAACAGAAAGGGGCUAUCCUCAAACUAUUCCCACAAAGUUGGGAGCAAUGAAUUGUCCAAAAGCUCUUGGUAUGCUCAAUCCUUAGAGUUCUUUUCACUGGAACUAAGGAGCCAAUAUUUUGGAUAAUUCCAUGCUCCCAACUAUGUGGGAACAGUUUUUCCAUUUUUAACAUGGCUGUGCACCAGUGCACAAAACAAGGUCCAUCAAGACAUGGAUGACGGUCUGCUGUGGAUAAACUUGACCUGCCUGCACAGAGUCCUGCCCUCAACCCGAUAGAACACCUUUGAAAUGAUUUCAAGUGGCGAGUGAGCCAGAUCUUCUUGUCCAACAUCACUGUGUGACCUCACAAAUAUGCUCCUGGAAGAAUGGUCAAAAAUUCCCAUGAACACAACAUUAAGUAUUAUCUGUAUUAGUUUAGUUUUUUUCCAAAUAAUUAUUCUGAAGUUAAGCACUUAAUUUGAACACGUAAUACGUUUAUUUUUAUUUACUUUCUCUUAUUUUGAAAUACACAGCCCUACUUUAUUUAGUAAAUGAGAGAACACACAGUUGUGCUCAUAUGUUUGAUUACCCCGUCAGAAUUUGUAAGAUGUGUACAAUUCUUUAAAGAAAACAUGAAGGGACAGGCGAAACACAUUUAGUUUUAUUUUAAUGGGAAUCAAAUUAAACGGUGAAGCAUUUCAGAAAAGCAUUAUCAUCAAACACAAAACAUAACCAUAAAGAAAUUAAUGAUGGUUAUUGUUCAGUCAUCAGUCAUAUUUUAUAAUAAUAUUUAACAAAUUCUGCCAGGGUACGUAAACUUAUGAGAACUGUACAUAUAUGCAGUCAUACGUACCCCCGUCAUAUUGGAAUGAAAGUGUAGGCUACACAUUUUCAUAGCCUCUAGGUGGCGGUGGCAUAUUGAAAUGAAUGUGUACCGCUUUUUCAUAACCUCUAGAUGGCUGCAUACAUUUAUAAAAUGGGAACGUUUUUUUUUUUUUUUUUCAUUUUCCCCUAUACCGAUGUAUAAUGCGCACCAUUGAUUUUUGACCUUUUUUGAGGGGGGGAAUGCGCAUUAUAUGUGAGAAAUUACGGUAACUCAUUGUACUUUACGUUAUUCAAAGCAUUUAAAAAAAAAAAAAAAGACAAAGAAGACAUCUUAAAACAUUACAAAACAAAGAUAAAUAUAUACACACGCAUUAGGAUAAAAAACAGUGCAAGAAAGAUCUUUUAAAAGUCGCAAUUCCCUAAGUUCUUUAAAGAGUUUUCAACCUGGAUUUAAACACAUUGACACUUGGUGCUGACUUGACUUCUAUCUGUAACUUUCUUCCCAUUUGUGAGCAGCAUAGCAGUUAAAAGCUGUCUGUAGAUCUCAGAGCCCUACUUGGUUUAUAUUCUACUAGCAUUUGUUUCAUAUAUUCAGGACCUAAACCAUUUAACGAUUUAUAGACCAGUAGCAGAAAUGUGUCUAUUCUAAAGCUGACCGGGAGCCAGUGUAGAUCAUUUAGAAUUUGAUUAAUAUGUUCUGACCUCUUUGUUCUGGUCAGAACCUGAGCUGUUCAAUGCUCUUUUGGGAGGAGUCCAGUCAGAAGACCAUCCAAUGAAGGUGUAGAACCAUCUCAAGGAUGAUCAGAAGAAAUGGACAAAACCAGAGUUAAAUAUACGUAUGAGUGUCACAGCAAAGGGUCUUAAUACUUAUGACUGUGUGAUAUUUCAGUUUUUCUUUUUUAAUAAAUCUGCAAAACGUUCAACAAUUCAGUUUUUUUUCUGUCAAUAUAGUGUACAUUGAGGAAAAUCUUUUAACUUAAAUGAUUUUAGCGAAUGGCUGUAAUAUAACAAAGUAAAAAAUUUAAGGGGGUCUGAAUAUUUUCUGUACCCACUGUAGUGAGCAAAUACUUUAUUAGAGUUUACAUCCGCUAUAUUGGCCAAAUGCCAAAAUCAGAGGAAAAGCACAAUUUGUUAAAAUAAAAUAAGUUUCAGAAGUAAGUCAUUGACAUCAAUCACCCAGAUUUCAAUUGCAGUCUUAAAAUUUGAAAUGACACAAAUGGACUUAGCCCACUGUCUCUUGAUCCCCUAAAGUUUGAGAGCCCCAAUCUUCUACUCCUUCCUCCGUGUCAUUCCAGUGUGUAUGUAUGUGCAUGACUUUUUAUUUCUUUGUUUGGCUGAAGAUGAUUGUUGUCAACACUUAUGCAAUCAUAUUGGAAGUCAUUCUAGAAAAUCAUUUUCACAAACAAAUUGGAUUUGCCCCCCCCCCCCCCCCCCCCCAAAAAAUAUUUUUUUUUUAAAAAGGGCCACAAUGGACUCCAAAAAAAAAAAAAAAAAAAAGGGCCACAUUGGACUCUGCACAAAAUGUUGCAAAGCGCAUCAUCACUUCCUGUAUGUACGCCCAACAUCUUCAUGCUCCAUAAUGACUUGUUUUUUUAUGCUCUAGCUAGCAAUAUGUAUAUAAAUCUAUUCUAUGUGCUAACAUGGAGGAAAUAAAUGUAUCAAAAAGUUC